Sinocyclocheilus rhinocerous is the source of this 1887-nucleotide messenger RNA. RefSeq names its product annexin A1-like. The record is from RefSeq and is a predicted model, not a curated record. Gene Ontology annotation, cellular component: plasma membrane; vesicle membrane; cytoplasm. Lineage: Eukaryota; Metazoa; Chordata; Actinopteri; Cypriniformes; Cyprinidae. Gene Ontology annotation, molecular function: phosphatidylserine binding; calcium-dependent phospholipid binding; calcium ion binding. Gene Ontology annotation, biological process: cellular response to glucocorticoid stimulus; signal transduction; phagocytosis. Bases 372 to 1319 code for a protein of 315 amino acids. The transcript is spliced from 11 exons.
GUCGUACACUGAAUGUGCACCCGUUGAUAUCUGUGAAUGUCUCCAUGUACUACGUGUGUUUUCCUGGUUCCUUUGAUGGCAAAUAAAGUCUCCUGCGUUGAUGUACUCCUGGUUUCCUCGCUCCGUGCUCUCUCACAGUAGUAACACCGUGAAAAUAGAAGCAUGUGCAUGGUCUUGUGCUAAAUCUAGUGAACGAUGUCAUUCCAUGUAUAUCUUUUUUGUUUAGGCUUCAUAUUCUAUGCCAGUUUAUCUUACACAAACCAAUAAUCCUGCAGUUUGAGGUGAAUGCAGCAAACACAUUAAAUGACUGAAGACGGGUUCAACCAGAACAACCUGGUUUUAAUCCCUCCGCCCAGCCUAGUUUUUUGCACAUGUGUGUAAAGAAUAAAAGGCCCGGUUAUGUUCCUGAAAUUACCCAAUUCAGAGCAGCUCUCACAGACUUCCCAGGGAAACAGGGUUUUAAAGGUGGUCCUGCGGAGACUGCAUACUUUGGAACAGUCAAGGCUGAUCCAAAUUUUAAUGCCCAAAAUGAUGCUGCAAAACUGAAGAAAGCCAUUGAGACCAAAGGUGUGGAUGAAGCCACUAUUGUGGAGUUGAUAGCAAAGAAGAGCAAUGCACAAAGACAACAGAUCAAAGAAGCUUAUCAGCAGAGCACAGGAAAAGAUCUUGGGACAAAAGAGGCUGUCUUAAGUGAAAUUCUAGGGACCAGAUCAAACAAGGAGAUCACAGCGAUGAAAAUUACUUUUAAAGAAGUCUAUGGAAAGCAACUGGAGGAACAAAUUAAAGGUGAAGUUAGUGGAGAUCUCGAGACUACCCUGCUUGCACUUUGCAAGGCUACCAGGAGUGAAGAUUAUAAUAUUGACGAUGGGCUUGCAAAGAGUGAUGCAAAGGUUCUGUUUGAGGCAGGAGAGAAUCGGGUUGGUACUGUUUGCUCUGUCCUAAUUAAUGUCCUCACAUCCAGGAGUGAAGCUCAGUUGUGUAAAAUUUUCCAGUAUUAUGGCAAAUACAGCAAGGAGGGUUUGGCCAAAGCACUGGAGAGUGAGCUUCAUGGAAACCUUGAAGACUGUCUGAUGACCCUGGUGAAGUCUGCUUGGAACAAACCUGCCUUCUUUGCAGAAAACCUCCACCUGGCUAUGAAGGGGUUAGGAACCAACACUGAUACACUGACUAGAAUCAUUGUGAGUCGUUCAGAAAUUGACCUGCUGAAAAUCAUUCAAGAAUAUAAGAGGAUGUAUGGCAAAACCCUUCAGGAGGCUAUUCUGAAGGAAACAAGUGGAGAUUAUGAGAAGAUUCUGCUGGCUCUCUGUGGCACUCAAUAAUCAUCUCUUACAUGUCUGAAUUAUGUGAAAAACAUCUGCAAAUUCAUUACAUGGUUAUAUUACCUACCCAUGUCAGCACAACUUAAUCCCACAUAGUUGGUUUAUGAAAACUGUUUCAUUUAAAUUUGGAAAAAAGUCAGUCAUUGUGCACACUGUAAGUGUUAUUGUCAGUAUAAUAUUCCUAGCUACAACUUCAACUACUAUUUUCAUAGUAGAAAUUCAAGUGCUUAUUACAGUUUAUUACAACUGUAUAUUAUUAUUGUUGUUGUAACAAAUCACUAUGUAAUCCUGGCAAUAUUUUACAUUGCGAUGAGCAUAUCGUUUAGCAGUAUGUGAGAACUGUGACCUUAUCUGUGUUUCUAUUCUCAUAAUCAAAGAGACAAAUUCCACAACCAAUAAACUUCAGUUUAAAGCAUCUGCAUCUUAUGCAUUAUCUAGUGAACAAUAUCAUUGCAUAUGUAAGUUUCAAUGUAAGGUUUGUUUUGUGUUAGGUUUAGACUACAACUUGGGGUGAGCACAGCAAACACAUUAAAUGAUAGAUUAUCACAAGCUUUACAGACAGGUACAA